UGCUGGUGGUUUACUGGAGGUUCCCAGAAACAGCUGGAAGAAGAUCGGGGAUGCAGCCUUUGUCAGUGACGCCCCAAAGCUAUGGAACACACGACCUGUAGAUAUCAGAGAAGCUGCUCGCUAAAUAUUUUUUAAAGAAAGCUAAAAACAUAUCUGUUCACUUUAGACUUUAACUGUCUCUGACUUCCUGAUACAGGUCUGAAACUCUUUCUGUUUACGCUUCACGCUGCUGCAACUCUUCAAAUCUUACUUGAUUUUAUGAUUUAAAGUUUUACAACUCUGUGAUUUUAUGAAUCAGUUCAGUUUUAUGUUAAUUCUGGCUGUUUUCAUUUGAAGCACUCAGAGCUUAUACUGCCCUUAUUGUAAAGCACUCUGUGCUGCAUUUCUUGCAUGAAAGGUGCUGUAUAAAUAAAGUUAUUGUUAUUAUAAAAACUCUCGUCUUCAGAUGUGAGAGGGUGUCACACUUUAUAAAAGUCUUCCAGUGUAUGGUAGGCAUUAAUAUUCUAUAACAAAACAAUAUUACACCAAGAAAUUACAAACUUUAAAAAUCCCCUGCAGUCACCAUUAAUAUGAACAUUUUGUUGUUUCUGACUCUUCAGUAAAAUAAGUAAAACUAGUAAUGCUGGGUCUGGAUGUGUUAUUGACCCAAUUGGAAACUGCUGCUGUGUUCAGUUGUUGAUGAGGGAGGCAGGAAAUGGUGAGAGAAGCGGCAAACAAAACGGAGGUCAGCAGCAGCGGCGGAUGGAUGGAUUCUGAGGGAGUGAGUCGUGACGGCGUCUGAAUAAGGGGAAUUAGAGAUGGAGCAUGACACAAGUGAGACCUACAAUUACACCCUGACGGAGGAGGAGUAGGAGAGAGCAACUGUACGACUGAGAAGGUGAAAAGAGAAAGAUUGGACAUUUAUUUCUCCUUUUUGUCCGACCUGAUGCCAGCUGGACGACGCUUCAGUUGCUCAGCAGUCUUUCUUCUUUCAGCUUUAUUUCCGAAUACACUUUCCAGGAUUUGUAGCGUCGAGCAGUUUCAGAGCCGUCAGCCUGCGCUCUGCCAAGGCCUCAUUUAUUUAGAAGAGGCUCACAGUCAAACUUUAAUUGUAGCGUGGCGUGUAUGGCUGAAACCUUAAAGCUGACAUGGAAAAGUUCCUGUUUCCAAACCACAGAGGAAGAAAGCAAAGGGCAGAGUCACACAUGAAGUGUUUCAAGGAAAAACAGCAUUAAUAUCUGGAAAGUUUAAAUAAAUUUAGUUUGAAGCACCCUUUAAAAUCCAGUGUGUAGGAUUAUUAUAUUAUAAUGACUGUUUUCUUUAAUGUAUCAUCACCUGAAUGAGACAUGUAUAUCCACAUAGGUAGCAGGUCAUGGAUGAAAGAUCUGGAUACAGCGUUGGCGGCAGGACCCCGUUCAUUCCUAUAAAGUUACUCAGUGACACAUGAAGCCAAAAUCGCUCUGUUUCAGUAGAAUGAAAUUCCCCAGAUGAUCAGCUCUGCUUCCACAUCAUUGGACCCAUAGAGCAAGUGCACUGUUUCCAUCAAACCCUUUCAGUCCAGUCCCUUUGGAACCAGCAGUAAGCCUUCAGACAUGGUACCUAGACCCUCGGUCUGUUCAGACAGUCCUCUUAAAUGUGGGCGGGGUUGUUGUCACUCACUGCUCCGUCCAGCACUCGCUGUAUUUCCUCAUCAGCGGUGACACAGAUGGAAGUCUGCACCUGGUUUAUCGUCCACAGAACGAGGCUGCACGCCCACAUUUUCAGAACAAAAUAGAACAGGCUGCAGAUGUACAUUUUUAGUAUGGAUCCUGCACAUUGUUUUAUAAAUGAGACUCCUGGUCUGUUUGUUUUGGAGAAGAAGAGACCUCUGUGGAUAAUUAUCUCCUGAACAGAAAACACUGAAGGAAUUCUUUGCGGCAGAAGUUUCGGCUGGUUGCAAUCUGCAGUCCUCACUUUUCACACACAUAAUUUCACACACUGGACCUUUACGUCUAAGUCUAAAUAAAUACAGUUUUAUGCUGAAUUUGGCUUCAAGGCUCUAAGAAAUUGAUUUAAGUCUGUUUUUGUGGAAAUUAAAAAAAGGAUGACACUUAACAAAUAUUAUUUCUGUCCAGGUUUGUUAUUUCAGUUUGUCCAACUUCAUCUGCUUUUCUUCUCAUUUUCACCUCACAGUUUAAAAACCAUCCAGAACCAUCCGUCCUGAAUCUCAGACAGAAUUGAAUCUGUUAAAAUGUCGACUGUCUUUCUCGUGAGGACCGUUGAUAUACUGUAUCUCCCCCUCCCUCUGCAGAGAUCGUGGACCGGGUGAUCCUGGGCGAGUGGCCCUGCCUCAGGCCGACCAUCGACCCCCAGAGUCACAGUCCCGAGCUGGGUCAGCUAAUGCAGCGCUGCUGGGCAGAGGAGCCGACGGAGAGACCGGAGUUCAACCACAUCCGGCUGCUGCUGCGCAAACAGAACAAGGAGUCGAGGACCAACAUCCUGGACAACCUGCUGUCCCGUAUGGAGCAGUACGCCAACAACCUGGAGGAGCUGGUGGAGGAACGAACACAAGCUUAUCACGAGGAGAAACGCAAGGCUGAGGCCCUGCUGUACCAGAUACUACCACAUUCAGUGGCGGAGCAGCUGAAGCGAGGUGAGACAGUUCAGGCCGAGGCCUUUGACUCCGUCACCAUCUACUUCAGUGACAUCGUGGGUUUCACGGCCAUCUCAGCAGAGAGCACACCGAUGGAGGUGGUGACUCUACUGAACGACCUCUACACCUGCUUCGACGCCAUCAUUGACAACUUUGAUGUUUACAAGGUGGAGACCAUCGGCGACGCCUACAUGGUGGUGUCAGGGCUGCCGGUGAGGAACGGGAACCUGCACGGCAGAGAGAUUGCCCGCAUGGCCCUCGCCCUGCUGGAUGCCGUCCGAACCUUCAAGAUCCGCCACCGCUCAGAGCAGCAGCUGAAGCUGAGGAUAGGAAUACACAGCGGUCCAGUGUGUGCAGGUGUGGUGGGUCUGAAGAUGCCACGUUACUGUCUGUUCGGCGACACCGUCAACACCUCGUCACGUAUGGAGUCCAGCGGAGAAGCGCUGAAGAUCCACGUGUCGGCAGCGACUCGCGACGUCCUGCUGGAGUUCAACUGCUUCCAGCUGGAGCUGAGAGGAGAGAUCGAGGUGAAGGGCAAAGGGAAGAUGACCACCUAUUGGCUACUGGGAGAGAGCGUCAGCCAAUAAGGAAACACUCGGGACAGAAGGACGACGGAGGACAGAGAGGAGGGGAUGAAGAGGCAAGAAAGAAAUGAGGAAAGAGAGAAGGGGACAGUGGAGGAAAGGAAGGAGGGAGGUAAGAAAAGACUGAAGAUUCAGUUUAUUUGGAAACAAGAGAGAAGAAAUGAAGUAAACGAGGGAGCGAAUUUAAUGGACAAAGGAGGGAAGUGAAGCUGGUGAAGGAAAGGAAGUAGAGAACGUGUCGCCGCAGACGUCUCAGCUCCUCGUCUUUUCAGAGGACUCAUCACCUCAAACCUCCUCAGAACCACAAACUGAACACAUGAAGGGCUGAAACAUGAAGUAACUGAAGGAGCAGAAAAGAAUAUCAACUUUAUAUUGUGUGUUCCAGAUCUCGCCUGUUUUAUGUUUUACAGAGAAAAUCAUAUUUUGGAUCGGUUUAAGUCGAUUGCCUCAAAGGUUGUACUUUAAAAGUUCAGCAGUGAAUUGUCUCCUCUUUGCUCCACUGACGGCCGGGAUCAGGUGUGUAUUUAGUCCUUGAUGGUCCCACAGAGCAGCGACUCUGUGCUGCCAGAGGUGUAGAGGUUACCCAGUUGUACGUUUGCCGAAACAACCAGUUAGACUCAAUCCAAAUGUCCACACUCACAGACUUUAAGGCACAUUUCCACAAAGUGUGAGAGGGCUUAGGGAGGUUGAUCUUGUGUGGUUAUCGUUGCCCACAUGUGCAUGACAUCAGAGUGAGUUGGACACAAAUCUAACCAUCAUGCAUUGUGCAGAGAUCGACUCUGGCUUAUGUCGAAUGAGUCUAAAGGCCCUGACACACCAAGCCUACAGACGGCUGUUGGUCAAAGUCGGGCUGUUGGUGAGCGUCUGUCACCCUCAUCAGUGUAGUGUGUCCCACAUUGUCGCCCCCGGUUGGCAUUUUGUUCACUGAAUCAAUAUGUUGAAUCAGCGUCGACAACAGCAGAGCCCAUCAGUGAAUGAAAUCACUCUGAUUGGCAGUUAAGCUCAGCUCACGAGAAGAGAAAUGGAAGUGAGGAACGUAAACAAAGAGCUUAAGUCAAGAGGGAGUGAGAUCAAAACAAACUUAUUUUUCUUUAGUUAUUGAGUUUUUUAGUCUAAACGUUUCCUGAUAGUUUGUUUUAUUGUUCACUGACGCACAAUAAUUAUGCUGGAUUAUGUUGUUAACGUGCUAACUGGCUAACUAGCAUCAAGAUAGUAUUCUGGUUUCCCUUUUUGAAUAAUGCAGGCACAGAAUUAGGUGCUGCUUGGCCGUCAGCUGUAGUCUUUGCAGAGUGUGGCUGAGACAACUUAAGGCAAUGCAGCAAGGGGCCAUUGUCGCCGCUAGUUCUCUGAAGUGGUUCCUCAAGGAUCCUCAAGUGGCUGAAUUUUAAGGAGGCUAUGUCAUCAAGUUCCGCCGAAGGUCAAGGAUCCUUCAAAUUCUACCGAGGACAGAGUCCUUCAUUCAGAGAAUUUUCAAGGAUGCAUGUGUGUAUCCUCAGCGGGUAUUAUAAUUUUUUUUUUUUUUUUUUUUUUUUAUAUAUAUACACUUUAUUAGUCCCUGAGGGGAAAUUCAAUUUUUCACUCUGUUUGUCAAUUACACACAGGUCGGAACACACACAUGCACAAACUGGACCUAUACAUGCACUAGUGGAGAGAUGUCAGAGUGGGCUGCCCAUGACAGGCACUCUGAGCGGUUGGGGGGUUCGGUGCCUUGCUCAGGGGCACCUCGGCAGUGCCCAGGAGGUGAACUGGCACCUCUCCAGCUACCAGUCCACGCUCCAUAUUUUGGUCCGGACAGGGACUUGAACUGGCGACCCUCCGGUUCCCAACCCAAGUCCCUAUGGACUGAGCUACUGCCGCCCCAAAAAUGCACCCACAGUUCUUUGCACACUACUUGCUGGAAUAGAAGGCGGGGCCUCUUCAAUUAAAUCUACGCCAGCAGAGCUCGGCAGGAUUUAGAUAAAUAUCUACACCUCAUAAUUUACACUUUCCAAUGUGUCACUUGCCAAAUAAUGAGAUUUUUUAAAAUAACGUGAUUUAGAUAAAACAUUCAUUUACGUAGCCGCUUCAUCCUCUUUAGAGUCGCAGGGGGGGUGGAGCCUAUCCCAGCUGACACUGGGCAAGAGGCGGGGUACACCCUGGACAGGUCACCAGACUAUCACAGGACUGACACAUAGAGACAUGAGAUUUAUGUUUUAGCAUGUUCUCAGUUUUACAAGAGAAAA
This is a messenger RNA of Epinephelus moara (kelp grouper), 5417 nucleotides long. Its product is annotated as atrial natriuretic peptide receptor 1-like. The record is from RefSeq and is a predicted model, not a curated record. Gene Ontology annotation, molecular function: peptide receptor activity; guanylate cyclase activity. NCBI's taxonomy places the organism in Eukaryota, Metazoa, Chordata, Actinopteri, Perciformes, Serranidae. The coding region runs from base 2359 to 3198 and encodes 279 amino acids. Gene Ontology annotation, biological process: receptor guanylyl cyclase signaling pathway; cGMP biosynthetic process; intracellular signal transduction. The transcript has 7 exons.